AGCGAGGACAGCAACCAUGUGGAAGCUGGCUAUGAGCAAAGUCUGCCAGGAGGUGGCUCCGUGGCAGCACGGCUGCGCAGCAAUGGCGAGUGGGGUGCAUCCUUCCGACAUGAGGUGGAAGACGUGGGCAUCGUCAGUGGCGGGUUGAACUCGCAGUUGGAUUGGAAUUUGGACCUGAACACGAAGUCACCUUUGACUGGCACAUUGGCUUAUACCUUGCAGACGAGACCUGUGACAUUGCAAGCGCUGAUGGAUGGGCAGCAGUAUGCCUUGGCAGCGCAUAGCGGCCGCAAAAGCAUAGCUGCGACCCUCGGGCGACCCAACGAGGAAGGGCAGCGCAGUUCUCAAGUUCAACUACAACUGGGACAGGUGGCUGCCACUGUGAAGAUGGAGGGCUCUUCGAAGCCUCGCCUACGCUUGUCAAAGAUCGUUCUGUAA
Molecule: messenger RNA, 438 nt
Organism: Durusdinium trenchii
Lineage: Eukaryota; Dinophyceae; Suessiales; Symbiodiniaceae
Source: the annotation of a GenBank genome assembly